Molecule: messenger RNA, 561 nt
Organism: Protopolystoma xenopodis
Lineage: Eukaryota; Metazoa; Platyhelminthes; Monogenea; Polystomatidea; Polystomatidae
Source: the annotation of a GenBank genome assembly
AUGCCGGAGUUGCCCCAGGUGUUUUCUGUGAAACUGGAUCCUGCUCUGCUGAAGCGUAUAAAGCAAGCCCGAGCUACCCAGCUCGAAUGCCCUUUAUCAGAAUCCAAGGACAUCUGUCCUGUCGAUCAACCAUCUGACACACUUCGCUACCACUCCCGGCUCCUCAAGGAAGUAGUUUCUCCUCUUUCGAACCCGUCCAAUUCUAAGAUCGAAUUCACUUCUAUAGGCGUUGAGUACGAAGAAGAAGAUGAUGAUAUCCUACUACGCCGCAAGCCAGAUAGCCUCCUCGAAAACUCGAAGUUGGCUGCCAAAGCCGCUGCUACCGGCAGAAAACUUCUUGAUCUAGCCAGUGAAGAUAGUAGUGGCAACAGCAGCGGCGAGGAUGUGCGCGAAAGUAGUGCGGUCUGGGAUAAAUCUGGCAACCAAAAAACAAAGGGUCAAAUUUUAUCGGAUGGAGAUUCCAACUGCGAACAAUCUGCUGUGAUUUGCAAGAAAAGUUCAGCUAAAAAACCUGUAUGUUUAGAAUUUGUGGACUUGCUUUUUAUAAUUUUUUUGACUUAA